AUGACAGAUGCGUCAGCGUUACGGGAUUUUACCCAGCCCGACGAGCUGAGUGACCUGACCCUGGUGAUUAGUGGCACCCCCCUCCACGUCCACAAACAGUAUCUGGCCGAGUGGUCCCCCGUGUGGCGCCAGCUGUUUCUGGAGGAAUGUUCCAGUCCCGAAGGUCUACGGGAAAUCUUAAUGCCUGAUAAAAACUUACAAGAAGUUACGGAACUAUUGCACUGUAUUUAUUCCACACAGAAACCUAUUUCAGAUACUAAUGUGAAAUUUUUACUACAACUUUCUGAUGAAUUCCAAAUAAAUCGUGUGAAGGAAAGAUGUGAACAGUUUCUCAUCAACCAGGACAGAUCUCUGGGAAUAUUAGUCCUGGCCGAAAAAUACAACCUAAGGUCCCUCUAUAAACAGUGUAUGGAGUACGCCAAAACUAAGACACUGGAGGAACUGGACUCAAGUCCUGAGAUUAAACGGCUGUCAUCAAAGACAGUGUUACAGAUCUAUCAUGACAAGAUAGAGAUGCUCCGCGACUAUUCUAAUGACAUUACACAGAGAGACAGACGGACAAUGCUGGAUUGUGAGACCCUAAGGAUGGAGAAAGCCAACAUGCUGAGGAGUUUACAGGGCAUACAGAAACUCUGGGAUACCCCCAGUAAGAGGUGCUUCAGACACAUUGCUGACAGCGCGUUCAAUUACAGCUGUGCAGACUGUAACGAAAAAAUCUACUUUGAGGUUCGGAAGUUGUGUGGGGAGGGGCAACACCUCAGACGAUACUUUCCCAAACCCCCCGAAAAGAAAUGAUAAA
This is a messenger RNA of Saccostrea cuccullata (small rock oyster), 799 nucleotides long. RefSeq names its product BTB and MATH domain-containing protein 38-like. Bases 1 to 795 code for a protein of 264 amino acids. The transcript is spliced from 2 exons. Gene Ontology annotation, molecular function: protein binding. Lineage: Eukaryota; Metazoa; Mollusca; Bivalvia; Ostreida; Ostreidae. The record is from RefSeq and is a predicted model, not a curated record.